This is a messenger RNA of Sitodiplosis mosellana (orange wheat blossom midge), 1219 nucleotides long. RefSeq lists its product as uncharacterized. The coding region runs from base 86 to 892 and encodes 268 amino acids. The record is from RefSeq and is a predicted model, not a curated record. NCBI's taxonomy places the organism in Eukaryota, Metazoa, Arthropoda, Insecta, Diptera, Cecidomyiidae. The transcript is spliced from 3 exons.
CAAAUCGAAAUUAGAAUCAUUCUUCCAGAACAAGUUGGAUAGAUCGUUUGACAUUCUCUGUGCAUUUGGACGAAAAUUGGUGACCAUGAAGAUUGGGGACUUGAGUGUUUUCUGCCGGCUUUGUUUGAUGCCGCUCGUUGAUGGAUCGUACAUUGAUUGUGCACUUGCCGACAAUUCCGAGUUAAAAGACUCCAUCAAAACGGUUUACAACAUCGAUAUCAACGCUGUCGAUGAAUUUUCAACAAAGGUCUGCCUGAUGUGCUGCGACGUGUUGAUGUACAACACGAUCCAUUAUCAUCGCGCCGUCGAAGCACAGAAAAGUUUGACUCGUGUUCAACGCAUCAAAAACAAGCUACGGAAAUUGGGAAAGAAGAAAUCCGAGAAGAAGAGCGAAAAACAACCAUUGCCCGACCCGCCGAUCAUCGAUGUUGAGAUGAUUGAAGUCGAACCGAUUUCUGCAAAACUAGUGCCAGUGGAUGAUUGUGAAAUGGAAGUAUCGGGUGAGAUGAUCAAUGCCGGCACAAGCAGCGCAUUUUCCAAUCCCGGCGCGGAUCCGCCGCCGUUCUUUGCGAAUCUCACCAGUUUCGAGCAAAUGAAUCAAUGGCCAGCAGCCAAUCAACAGAUACCGACGGCAAACUUGCAUGUAUGGAACUGUCAAAUCCCUGAAUUGGUUUACGCUGAAAAUGGCAAUUACAUCAAACCAUCGGAAUUUAACCAGCCACCACCGAAACGAUCCAUCGAUGCCAGCAACAAGAACGUGAAGCAAUCGCCUUCGUUUUUUCAGCUGGCCAAAACAUUCUGCGGUAACAUAAUGAAAAAGAACAGAUCCAGCGUCGAAUUUGGUUUGGACGAAAUCACCAAUCAAAUGGCCUCACUCCAAGUCACCGCAUAAGAAUUUCAUUUUUGAUUGAUUUUUAAAUGACAACGAUAAAAAAACACAUUUCAACCCGUUUCCAUAGAGAGAAUAAUGGCAUUUUUUCUACUCAUGAACACAUCGGAUUAUAUUGAAGUGAUAAAUUUAGCAUUUAAUCCGGUCUUUCAAUACAAAGUACUUAAUUUAGUUGCUAAUCGUUUCGAUGCAAAUACCGUUAGAUCAAAGAAAUUAAAUUAUUUUUAAAAAUAGAGUAAUUUUCUGAAUGGUCUAUAUAGUCAAUUCAAUAAAAAACCAUAAAAUUUCCGUGGUAUUUCAAUAAAUGCAUGCAAGUGCACAUGAAUCGGA